Molecule: messenger RNA, 795 nt
Organism: Verticillium alfalfae VaMs.102
Lineage: Eukaryota; Fungi; Ascomycota; Sordariomycetes; Glomerellales; Plectosphaerellaceae
Exons: 2
Coding region: 1-795 (264 amino acids)
Source: RefSeq, a predicted model, not a curated record
AUGGACCACUCCCACUCCCGAUCCCGCUCCGACUCGAAACCCCCUCCGUACUCGUCGGCCCCGAUAUCGACCUCGACUUCUACAUCCGCCCAGAUCCAGUCCCACAGCCGCAGUCACAGCCACAACCAGAGCCAGAGGACGCCAGCACCACAGCAGCGUCCCCUCGACACGGCCGCCGCAGCACCCUCGCGUCCGGCCUCACGCCGCCGCCGCCCCUCCUCGCCCGGCGUCGUUUCGGCUGCCUUUCUCGAGCCCCGCAUCGCCGUCGUCCUCAAGAUCCCCAAGGCCUGGAGGCCCUGGCUCUUCUUCAGCCGUCUUCUCUCCAUAUGUCCCGCCAUCCUCUGGGGUCUCAGGCCCGCGCUGCAGCUGCUCCUGCGUCUUCUACUCGCCCUGCCAUGGAAGACCCUGCUUGAGGCCCUCGGCGCCGAUGUCGCCGCCGCCGGCUUCACCGCAGACGGGCCUCCCGAGACCAUGUGCCCGGCCGGCCCCGCGAGCCUGAGAGGUGUGCUUGGCACCUCCAAGGUCCCCAGCACCACGUCAACGUAUCCCUGGACCGAGAUGUCUUUGGGUGUCAUUUGGCGCAAGAUCAACAUUCGCAAGGAGACGUCGACCUCGAUCAACAUCUUCUCCAUCGCCAGCUUCGUCAGCAUGGUCGCCUUGCUGGCUCACCUCCACACGAGCCGGCUCGAUUACCCCGAUGCGCCGCUGCUCCACAUUGUGCGCGCGUGCCGCCAGUACUGGGCGCAGAUGAUGGGCGAGAACGACGGCGACUUGGACGCCAAGUGCGAGCUCUAG